UACGCUGCACAAACCCCAGGACAGCCUCAUGAGGGCCAGUCCUCCGGGCAAAGUAUUUACUGUAUUUACAGCGAGCCCGGGCUCGCACCGCUCCGCCAGCGGCACAGGGACUCCGCUCGCCCCCGCGGGGCCGGUGCCCGGGCUCGGCUCCGCGGGGCAGGCCGGAGGCAGCGCGCUCGGGGCGGGGGCGGCCGCGGUCACAGGCGGCAGGUAACCCGCGACCCGCCGGCUCGGGCAGCUCAGCGCGACCCGCCGGGCCCUGCCCGCGCAGCCAUCGCGCCUCCAGAGCGGCCCUUCCCCUCCACCCUUCGGCGCCGGGCACCCGGGACCCGAGCCCGCCGCCUCCCGCCCCAGGAGCCGGCCGGCCCUGCCCGCCCCGCGCAGUACUACCAGGCCAGGGGCAGUCGCUCCUGCCCCGGGCCGCGGCCUCUCACCUGAGCCCGCGGGAAGCUGCCAACACAGCGCCCGGCUGCCCGUCGCCCUGUGGGCCCGGCGGGCCGCCUGUCACGCCGGCUCCGUCUCUCGCUCCGGCCCCGUCCCGCUGCAGCUACUCCAUAGCGACAGCGGCGGCCAGAGCGGCGGGGCGGGGGCGGCCGGAGCGCGGCUCACUUCCGACCCGCAGGGGCGGUGCUGGGCGCGGCCGGGGGCGGCGGGCGGGAAGUGAUGCGCUCCGGCGGCUUCCGCCAGCGGCUCGGCCGAGCCCAUGGCGGGGUAUUUGACUCCGCGCUUCAGGAGGAUCCGGAGUCGGGGCGAGUUGGAGCCGCGGCGGGGGAGCGGGCGGCGGCAAGGUGGGAUUGCAAUGGUCCUUUUCAAGCAACUCAGCUGUGGAAUGGUAUUAUACGUGCCCUCCACAAUCAACUGGAAAUCAAAAGACGUAGACAACAUCUGAAAACAUAUAAAAACUGUUUUACUGGCUCAAAUGCUGUCGAUGUGGUACUGAGCCAUCUUAUGCAAAGCAUGUACCUAAGCUGUAAUGAUAUUUCUCGACUGAAGGGAGUCCGUGUAUGCCAAGCAUUGAUGGAUCACAAGGUGUUUGAGCCAGUUGGAGCAAAGCUUUGCUUAUUCAAGAACGGGAAAGAAACAGAGUUUGAAGACACAGACACUAGUCUCUAUAGAUUUGUAAAUAGCAGUCUUGAUCCUCCUCUUCAAGGAAUGAAUGAGAACAAUGAAAGCUUGUCUCCUGAGCAAAUCUGCAAACAAAAAACAGUCAGAUGUUCCAAAACAAAGUGUGACACACUUUCAAACCCCUCAGCAUUAGAAGCAGCUGAUAAAAAGAGGGUAGAGGAGCUUCUCCGAUCAAUCUAUGUUCAUGCAUCUUUACCUCCAAAGAUCAUGGUUAAUGAACCAAUUCAUCUGCUUUCAAAAAGAGUAAUAGAAGAUGUUUGGAAACAGCAAACUCUGUUGCGAUUGCUGCAGUUAAUUGAUAUUCCUCUUCUAGAAGAUAUCUUGGUGUCUUCAGUGAAGACAAAACCAGACUGUUUUGGCAAAGAAGAAGACCUAGUUAUCUCAAAUACUUUCCUGGACAGAGAGGUUACAUGUAGCUUAAACUUGCCUGAGCUUGACAGAUGGCUCUAUGCUGCAAUUGAAUGCUUGGAGUAUUUUCCCGACCAAUUCAUAGUGAUGAUUAGUCAGCAGUUACCUCAGAGCACUGACGAACCCAGCAAUCUGAAUACAUACAAGAAGAUUCUUUUUGACAUUAUAAUGAAGUAUUAUAGUCAAAAGAAGGAAUCUCUUCUUGCUGCUCAGGAUCCCCAUAUUCAUUCAGGAAUUAUAGAACUUAUAGAAAAAGGAAAAACAGAUCAAGCUCUAGAGGCAUUACAACUUUAUUUAAAAUUAUUAGCACCAAAUAUCAGAGAAGAACUACACAGGCUCCUGACAUUCCUAGCCAUUGCAUCAGAAUCUGAGGGCUACAGAUUACAAAAACAAUUUGAGAACAGAUUGGUGAUCAUCAGGACUUGCACAAAGUUCAUCUUGCAAAAUAGAACACUGUCAAAACCACAGGCAGAACUGCUGACUCAGUUUCUGAUGGACAAUCACUCUGAGCUCUUCAAGACUCCUUUAACUCUUCUGGAACUAACAAGUAGGAGACUUGAGAGUUUGCUAGAAGGACAAGAUCCAGAUAUCAAUUCAGGCUUCACCUUCUGUCAGCGCAUUACAACUCAAGAGUAUGAAGAUCAAAAACAACAAACCAAUCAGCAUCUUCUAGCAUUGAUUCAAGAGAUGGACAAUGACCCUACUGUUCCUUUGAAGCAAAAGAAGAAAUUAAUCAAAGAAUUCAAAAAAUAUCAUUGUCUAUUGUAGUGGUUGUAAAACUACAUGUGAAUUUUGUACUCCAAAUGGUUUGACAGCAAUACAACCUUUUUUUAUCUCUUUUAAAAAAAGUGGAGGAUGCACAUGAAAAUUGUUCAUCAUAAAAAAAUGUUUUCUUCUUAUGUCUUUACAUCUUCAGUUUCAGGAAAUACAACUAUCAAAAUUACUAUGGUGCUAAAAAGCAUUAAAUCUAAUUAUUCUUUUAAGCAAAA
Messenger RNA from Pipra filicauda (Wire-tailed manakin), 2522 nucleotides. It is a transcript of the gene DEPDC4, whose product is annotated as DEP domain containing 4. NCBI's taxonomy places the organism in Eukaryota, Metazoa, Chordata, Aves, Passeriformes, Pipridae. Bases 664 to 2301 code for a protein of 545 amino acids. Gene Ontology annotation, biological process: intracellular signal transduction. The transcript has 9 exons. The record is from RefSeq and is a predicted model, not a curated record.